Molecule: messenger RNA, 1690 nt
Organism: Gracilinanus agilis (Agile Gracile Mouse Opossum)
Lineage: Eukaryota; Metazoa; Chordata; Mammalia; Didelphimorphia; Didelphidae
Gene: SPRY2
Product: sprouty RTK signaling antagonist 2
Exons: 2
Coding region: 657-1610 (317 amino acids)
Biological process (GO): animal organ development; negative regulation of MAP kinase activity; negative regulation of fibroblast growth factor receptor signaling pathway
Cellular component (GO): membrane; cytosol
Source: RefSeq, a predicted model, not a curated record
ACUCGCUGCUGCUCCUCCGAAACGCCCAGAUUGCAAACCACAGAGCUGCCUGCAACAGAGAGAGGGAGAAAAGGAGAGGGAAAAGGAGGAGGAAGCUAAGAGCGGAGAGCAGCUGCAGCCAGCUUUCACGGGCAGGAACGACUGCACAUUGCACAGGCUGCGUCUGCCAGGAGGAGGUCGAUACGAAACUUGGGAUUUUGCUUAACUUCAUUUUCAGAUCAUUUUCUCGUACGGUUCGAUCGUCUCACCCGAACAACAAAAGUGAUUUGGUGUUGGCGAUUCGACCUCCUGUUCAUUGAGAGAAAAAAAGAGGAAAUAUUCCCUGUGUUUUUCUUCUAAGAGGAGUGAGGAAAACGAAAAAGAAGGGGGGAAAAACCCACUUCUCGCCCUUAGCCCGGAGUGUUUUUACUUAAUUGAAUCUAUCGGCCGGUUCCUUUGCUCUGGAUUUUCUUUUCACUUCUAUUUUUUCCCCUUCUGAUGGCUUGCAAGUUGGACUGAAGCAGAGUUUGGAAAGCAAAAGUUUGUUUUAGGGCUGGAUUUAUUUGCAAACCACAGGAAGAAGAAAAUACAAGGGAGAGAGGGGUUGGUGCAGAGCCGCGAUCACGGAGUUCAGAUGUGUUCUAAGCCUGCUGGAGUGAUCACCCUUCAGAAUCCUGAUGGAGACGAGAGCUCAGAAUGGCAGUGGGUCCCAGCCCUUGUUACAGGCUCCCCGUGACAGCGGCAGGCAGCAUGGGGAGCCUGACCCCAGAGAUGCUCUCACGCAGCAGGUUCACGUGUUGUCCCUGGACCAGAUCAGAGCCAUCCGGAACACAAACGAAUACACCGAGGGACCCACGGUGGCCCCCAGACCGGGGCUCAAGCCCGCCCCUCGACCCUCCACCCAGCACAAAAACGAGAGACUCCACGGCUUCCCCUCGGAGCACCGCCAGCUUAGCAGGGUCCAGCACUCACAGACACACUCUUUUGUCCGAGCGCCCCUGUCUCGGUCCAUCAGCACCGUGAGCACGGGAUCGAGGAGCAGUACAAGGACAAGUACCAGUAGCAGUUCCUCGGAACAGAGACUCUUAGGAUCCUCGUUUUCUUCUUCAGGGCUAGUGGCCGAUGGCAUCAUCCGUGUGCAGCCCAAAUCGGAGCUCAAGCCGGGGGAACUGAAGCCCUUGAGCAAGGAAGACGUGGGCCUGCACGCCUACAGGUGUGAGGACUGCGGCAAGUGCAAGUGUAAGGAGUGCACCUACCCGCGUCCUCUGCCGUCGGACUGGAUCUGUGACAAGCAGUGCCUCUGCUCGGCUCAGAACGUGAUUGAUUACGGGACGUGUGUGUGCUGCGUGAAAGGCCUCUUCUAUCACUGCUCCAACGAUGACGAGGACAACUGUGCGGACAACCCGUGCUCCUGCAGCCAGUCCCACUGCUGCACUCGGUGGUCGGCCAUGGGGCUCAUGUCCCUCUUUCUGCCUUGUUUGUGGUGUUACCUUCCAGCCAAGGGUUGCCUUAAGUUGUGCCAGGGCUGUUACGACCGAGUGAACAGGCCAGGGUGCCGCUGUAAAAACUCCAACACAGUUUGCUGCAGAGUGCCCACUGUCCCACCCAGGAACUUUGAAAAACCCACAUAGCAUCGUUGAUCAGGAAUACUGCAGUAGUAAUACGAAUUAUUACUCUGUCCCUCUCUCUGUCCUCUCUCUCUCUCUCUGUC